UCGGCAGCGGGAACGAGGCCGUAGUGACGUGUUCAUUUGGGGAGUGGAGGCCGUGGCGAGUGAGCCGUAACUCAGUAUGUCAGAAGGGGACAGCAGUGGAGAUGCCAUUCAUGGGAAACCAUCAGCAGUCAGCCGUUUCUUCACACAGGUUGGACAGGUCUACCAGUCCCUUUUAGACAAGUCUACGCCAUAUAGCAUUAUGCGAUGGAUUGUAACAUUUGUCUUUGGUGCAAUCUACAUGAUUAGAGUUUAUAUCUUGCAGGGAUGGUACAUUGUGACAUAUGCAUUGGGGAUUUACCACCUGAACCUCUUCAUUGCUUUCCUGUCUCCGAAGGUUGACCCUUCCCUAAUGGAAGAUUCAGAUGAUGGACCUGCACUACCGACAAAGCAGAAUGAGGAGUUUAGACCUUUUAUAAGAAGGCUACCAGAAUUCAAAUUCUGGCACUCUGCUACAAAAGGAAUUAUAGUAGCCAUGGUUUGCACAUUCUUUGAUGCCUUCAAUGUGCCCGUUUUCUGGCCAAUUCUGGUCAUGUACUUCAUUAUGCUCUUCUGUAUUACCAUGAAGAGGCAAAUUAAGCACAUGAUCAAGUACAGAUAUCUACCAUUCACGCAUGGGAAAAGGAUAUACAAGGGGAAGGAGGAAUCCUCAAAAGCAUUUGCCAGUUAGAGAACAUGCUACUUGGCACUCCAGGAUUAUUUUCUCCCGCCUCUUUACAUAUAAAUAUUGGACAAUAAUCGCAAGUCACGUGACUUUAUUAUUAUCAUGUUUGGUCCAACCUCUCGGAAGGGUACAUUUUAGAAGGUGAUUUAGUUUUGAGAUUAUCUUUUGGCGCUGAGACUUUGUCUUUAUAAAAUGCAAACACUUUUUCCUGACCAUUUUGAUUUAAUUUAUAGGUGACUUCAUUGAAAUCUCUCUUUUGAUUGUAUACUGUAUAUGCCAGUUGCUUCAAAUGUACUUUCACUUGUGUCAUUUGGGGAAAAAAAUUAAAAUAUCAACCCCCCUGCUCUUUACUAAAAUAGAUUUUAUUUCAAAAAUAUGAUUACCCAAAUUAUAGAAGCUUUUGGCAAGAUACUGUUGCAGUAUUAUGAUACAAUGUUGAAUAGUUGGAUAAGGCACAGCUCUCUGCUUCAUUUACAGGUCCUAACAAGGUAUUGAAAGCUUUCACUAUUGAGGUGUGGGGUUUGGAAGAGAGGGUGAUGGCAUUGGUGAAUCAGAGAUUUUAAGUAUCCGAGUUACAAGAUGGGUGAAGUAAACCUCGCAGCCUUUGAAAGCUGUAUUGUAGGAAUCAAGCAAUAUAAGAUCCCUUUCUCCUACUAUUUUAAAUCCAAGAAUCAAUUUUAAAGAAAUUGACAUCUAGAUACUAUCAUUGAACUUUAAAUCUAUCAGGCCAGAUAUUAGUGAUUGAGAAUGAAUCAAAUGUAAUUAAAGUUUUAUGAUAUGCACUCAAGGUUCUGAGCUUUGAACUUGGAUCUGUAACAACUCGCAAGAUCCUUGUGCCUGGAAUGUGGCUUUGUUCUGUUCUUUAAGCUACUAAAGCUAUCAGUUUUCACAUAUACCAGCAGGAGGUGGUUUAAGCUUCAUCAAAGUUCCAAUAUUAUACUUGGAGACAGCUGUGCUUACAACAACUCACAAGCUUGCUGUCAGGAAAUGAGGAGACAAGUGGAUUGCAGAACAUUGAAUGCAUGCUCCUAAGGGGUUAGAAGACUGAAAUAACAAACUAUCAAUGUUCCUGAGCUUUGGCAUUUAAUUGGCCUAAUCACUGGGACUCUGAGGUAGUAGUUGAGUAAGAUGGUGGAAUAGGGCAAUAAGUACAUAUAAAUAGGUUGUGAAUGAGCAGCAAGUCAGGACCAUUAUUGGAUUAAGCAUUUGAAAUUAAACUCCAGCUCUCUUUGGGAGUCUGUUGCUGCACUGUUGGUUGAAGCAGCACUAGGGGGUGCUCCUGGUCUACACAACAGCCAGAGAUGCCUCCUGUACUCUGGUGAUUGCCGGAUGGGAAGUACGUACCCACGAGUUUGCGCUGUUUUUGGCCAAAUGGCCAGUUGAGGCAUGUGUGUAAUGCCUGGCAAAUUGAGUUGAUCCAUUUGAUCAUUGGUGAUCUAGUAGACCAACAUCUUCAGUUCAACACAUUCGGGAAAAUCAGAGUUUAAAACGCAGCUGAUUGUUCCAUCACCUUGUAUGAUUUUUGAGCUCAUGACCCAGGAUCGAUGAGUUUUCCUAAUUUAUACCUUGCUGAACAAAUAGGUUUGUGUGUCUAUGUAUGCGUAGGGUGAUAUGCAUGUUAUUCCCUCCUCAGUGUGUAUAAUUUGAUUUAAAGCAGGGUUAAGAUCGCAGAAUAUUUCUAGACUUUAUAUUUAAAAGUAUGAGAAACAGUUCAACCCAUACCCUUUCAGAAUUCUCAUUGUCUAUGUGAACUAUAUAAAAUGUGCAUGUUGAACCUUGCUUAGCACCUGUGAAACAUGUCAAAGUCACCCACAACCUAAUAUUUUCAGAUUUUAUUUACCAUAGUUGAAGGAAGGUUCAGCAUGUUGCACAUGUCUAAGAUGUGCUAGUCUAAAGGGUGUACUGCAAAGUUGAGAGAGCAAAAUAAUACAUUGUGCCCAGAAUGUUUAUACAGAAGUUGCAAAGUUACUAUUAAACUUGACUUCUUAUUAAAAUGUCAAAUCUCGUUUGUCACCAAUGGAUUUGGAUUGUUUUAAUGUUGUGUUUUUGUUGUAUUUAAAGGACAACAAUCUUUUGGGAGAUUUAAAAUCCCACCAUUAAAUUUUUCCACAUUCUCAUUUUUGCCUGGCAUUCCUUUUCUCACCUCCACACCUCACAUUUUAGGAUUUGGUGCUAUAAAGUUUGGAGAAAGACAGUCCUGUUUUGAACAAGUUAUUUAUUAUUCCCCUGGAAUUCACUUGUGUAUUUUUUAAAGCUCAAAAGUGUGCCAGAAAUUAAUGAAUGAGGAAUGUGGUCAAGCAUUUCUGCUAAGAGAUGUUUCAGGACAUUGUAUCCUCCUCCAUCUCUAAUACCCCACUACAGCGAGAAGAUUGAACCACCUAUGGGCGACAGGUAACCAGUAUCAGAAAUGUUGUCCUUGAACUUUUUUUUUACCCUGUGCCAUGCCAGUAACCAUUUGUAAUGUCCCAUAUGUAUUCAAACUGCACAAACUUCAGAACUUGAAAUAAGACUCCGAAUGAAAGAAUAAGCUCAGCAUUGCUGUGUAAGUGUGCUUGGAAACACCUUGCAUUCCUUCAUGAUGAAGCAGCUUCAACUAUGCUGAACAGGAACUGGAAUUGAGAUUCACUUUUGGUACAGGUUACUUGCUGCAUCACACAAGAUGCCCAUUUUCUUCUAUUUCAGUAACAAGACCCUGAAGCAUUUUAGUUAGACUUGAGUCUUGGUUGCUGUUUCUUCAGUAAAGUUUCUGAACACUGUUUGAACUUUGGACUCACAUCAAUUAUGCGGUGGUUACAAAUCCAAAAAUGUAUAGGAAAUGUAUUGAGGUGCUUAUUCCUGUAGUGAUGUAAUCCCUACAUGAUGAUCUAGGUGAGGUUAAUGCUUUAAAAUUAAGAGAAAGGAGUCAAUGGUGCAUUUGUACAAUUUUAUAUGAAACCAAAUCACCAGACAUUGUGCAAAUAGGACACUUGCUGCAUUCCAUCAAACUUGUUAGCAUUGAUCCUGAGCACCAUUCAUGGAGAAAUGCCUUUCUUCAAUUAAAGCGGCACCUUGUGUUAGGGUUUACAAACUCAUGAUUUAGCAUCACACAUUAAUGUUACAUUUAUUUUUACUUGUAAUAAAAGUGAAUAAAAUAAUUUGUAAUGCUGUUUCUUCAGCCCUCUUCAGGCCGGGAAAACAAGUGAAAAUUAAAUUAAUUAAAUAAAAGAACUGGCCUGAUAACUUAACUGUGUUUAUUUAUUUACAUCACUAUGCAUUUUCCUAAAGGAAUAGGAAAUAUGGUGAACAUUUAAAAAUAUUUUUUUCAUCCAUUCCCAUAAUCUACUAGAUCACAAAAGUCAGUUUGCGCACACCCAAAUACGCAUCAGUUCUUAGACCUAAAGCAGAUGAGGGUAGUCUGCACUCAAUGAGAGACUGAAUAGUGCAAUUUCAAAUACAUGGCCCCUUUCCCCCAUUGCUUCCUGAGAAACAAAUAACCUCCUAGGUUACAGAUAAGGGAAUAAAGGUGCAUUAACUCAUUUACAAAUGAUAUUCUUUGUCCAAGACAAUGUCAGCCAUGAACUACAGUGUUCUUGGUAUGGCUACCAAGAGAUAUAAUUAUUAGGUCCGUUUGUUCAAGUGGAUUUACAAUUUCAUGUGAUUUGAGUGGAUAUUGCCCAGACUAAUUCUAUUCAGGUAAAAUGUCAUAAAGAGAAUCAGCAUCACUUCAAUUGAAGUGCUGACAGAAAACAUCUUGUUACGGAAAUUCCAUGACUGGAAAAUAAUAGCUACUUCCUC
Mobula hypostoma (lesser devil ray) is the source of this 4435-nucleotide messenger RNA. It is a transcript of the gene rer1, whose product is annotated as retention in endoplasmic reticulum sorting receptor 1. Bases 77 to 667 code for a protein of 196 amino acids. Gene Ontology annotation, biological process: protein retention in ER lumen; retrograde vesicle-mediated transport, Golgi to endoplasmic reticulum. Lineage: Eukaryota; Metazoa; Chordata; Chondrichthyes; Myliobatiformes; Myliobatidae. Gene Ontology annotation, cellular component: Golgi membrane. The transcript is spliced from 7 exons. The record is from RefSeq and is a predicted model, not a curated record.